This is a messenger RNA of Alternaria infectoria, 2568 nucleotides long. RefSeq lists its product as uncharacterized. The record is from RefSeq and is a predicted model, not a curated record. Lineage: Eukaryota; Fungi; Ascomycota; Dothideomycetes; Pleosporales; Pleosporaceae. Bases 1 to 2568 code for a protein of 855 amino acids. The transcript has 2 exons.
AUGAAUCGAGACCUCGGAUCUGCGCACGUCAUCCGUCCAACGCUACCUACCGUUGCAUUCCCGCCUGCCUGCAUCCACCCGCUCCAUGGCGGCUCAUGCACGACCGAAGCCGCCCUGAUGGAAACUAGAAGAGACCCCCGAUCUUUUCUCUUCUUUAUAAUCCUGCUGCUGCUCAUCAACUCGCCCGAACAGCAACAGCCAACCUUCAAUGCGCGCACCCGUUACCGAGAGCUCAUCGAGCGCGAAUACUACCAACUCGAUAUCCUGAAUCGGACGCGAUACGGCGAUUUCAACCCAAGGAAGGACAGGUGGCUCAAUGUCACUGGGCUGCGGGAUGAGGAUGGCUUUGCGUGGGACUUGCUGGACCCAGUGAGGCAGAAGGCAAAGGCGCAGUCUGAGCGACUACUGGGAGAUGGAUGGAAGGGCAUGCUGGAUGGACCACUGCAGGAGGGGGAAGCUGGCAUGCCGGUAUACAAGAACCUGUCUGGUUACGUGCAGGGAGAAUGGACGCGCUCGCCUCUGAGUCGCAUACGGCAUCCCAGCGACAUGGGCAACGCCUCAGCCAUACCCGACGAUCCCUUCGGAAACAUGGCGGUAUACGACAGGAACCUGACUGGUGCAGGUGGACCGUUGCGGAUACACGUCACAGAGCUGGAAGAUAGAAUGCGGAGGAAUGCGAACAAGACUAUAUCUGAGAUCAGCGCGAAAGUGGUAAUCGGAGACAAAGACAGCUUUGGGGGGAAUUGGUGGGAGUUCGUGGCACACGGCGUUCAUUUUUUGAAGAGUGGAACUGCUGUUCUGACGACUACGAGUGAUCGGUUCGCGGGCAUCUUCGCUUUGCCUCAUCUGCAGGUUACUCCUUACUUCUACUCGACGUCCCAGGAGUUCCUCAAUUGGACGAUACGCGAAGCUAUAGAACGGCAAGAGAAGAGAGCUUUCCCGAACUGGAACCCCUGGACAUCCGCUGCGGAGGGCAACAAUGAAGGCAUGUUUCAAGGGCACCACUGCGAGUUCGUCUUGUAUCUACAAGAGUUUCCAAGUCAAUCCAACGUCGACAUGGACUGGCUCGAGCACGAGCUCCGCUUUCCUACUGGCGCUCCUAUCCCACACGAUAUCCCUCAUGCCAUGUCCAUGGUGGGCUUCUCUCCAGAUUGUGGUUUCGUGAUUGAGUCAAAAGGUCCUCCAGACUUCCCCCCAUCAGAAGCCAUGCACCUGGUUGGAUCCAAGACAGAAGAUUUCAAUGUGCGCGCGAGACACGGCAUCCUCGCUUUUGCCAUCAGUCUUGCGUUCCAACUUUCCUUCACUCUUAAGCAGAUGAAAGAGACCGCAACGCCGUCCAUGCGCAGCCGGGUCAGCUUCUAUACUAUUGCUAUGAUGGCCCUUGGAGAUGGCUUCACAUUCUUGAUUCUCAUCUUCAUGUACUUCUUCCUCGGUACGGCACAGUUGGCGCUCUACAGUAUUGCGUUCAUAGCGCUUUUCUCUGUACUGACCCAUCUUCGCUUCUUGAUGGAUAUCUGGUCUGUGCAAGCAGCGGAGAGAGCCCGUCAGGAGCGACAACGAAGUCCAGCAACUACUACUACGACCCCAACUCCGGCUCCUGAGCCUGCAGCUCCAACACCGCCCACCGAUGGCGGUUUACCUUUGCCAGCUACUGCCGCUCGACCGCCACGUCCACCUACUCCCAUCAUCAUCGCACCAGACCAGGACGACCCCGACGAAGACCUCACUCCGAGCCCAAAUAAUACGCCCACUCCAGGCGGCGCUACGACAACGAAUGCGAAUCCCCGGGCCGAGCUUGGUGCACUGUACAGCCGCUUUUGCCUCAUGCUCAUCGUUCUGUUCUUUGUAACUAUACACUUCGGGACAGCUCGCACGACGUAUCGCGCGAUUUACUUCGACGUCAUCACCUUCAUCUACCUCUCGUUCUGGGCACCGCAGAUCUACCGGAACAUCAUGCGCAACUGCCGGCGAGCACUGCGCUGGGACUACGUUGUAGGAACGAGCGUGGCCCGCAUCGCACCUGUAGCGUACUUUUACAUGAAAGAAGACAACGUACUGUUUUCAAGAACAGACUGGAGAGCAAUGGGUUUCCUGGCAGGGUGGGUGUGGAUUCAAGUGGUAGUGUUGGUGAGCCAGGAAAUGUUAGGUCCACGCUUCUUCAUCAGAGACGGAUGGGCACCCCCCGCAUACGAUUACCACCCCAUUCUGCGCGAAGACGAAGAAGGCGCAACAAUGCCCCUCAACAUCACCACCUCCACAGACUCACCCACCACAAUCGACGCCUCUGUCCCCGAGAGCGAAUCGUCCAAAGCCUCAGGUGAAUCCAAAUCGAAAGGCAAAAAAGUAUUCGACUGCAGUAUCUGCGCCAACGACAUCGAAGUCCCUGUCAUACCCGCAGGCGCUGAUGAGAGCAGCGUGGCUGGCAUGGGCGGGACGAGUAUGAUUCUACAGAGAAGGCAGUACAUGGUUACGCCUUGUCGGCACAUAUUCCAUACUGGGUGUUUGGAAGGGUGGAUGCGAUAUCGACUUAUGUGUCCGAAUUGCAGAGAAAGCUUACCGCCGCUGUAG